Molecule: messenger RNA, 4514 nt
Organism: Chilo suppressalis (striped riceborer)
Lineage: Eukaryota; Metazoa; Arthropoda; Insecta; Lepidoptera; Crambidae
Source: the annotation of a GenBank genome assembly
GCCGGAACCGUGAGAUGGAGUUACUUUUGUUGUUGUUACUGUACAUACUGUAAUGACUGACUGUUUAAAUAAAAUUAUUGUUUCGGAGUAAUGAAUAGGAAUUAAAACCUGAAAAUGGCUAAAGAGAGUGACAUGUCUCUAUUUAAUGAUGUCUUAGAACCAUUUAGGAGAGUCAUCAAUACUAAUCCACCAAAAGACAAGUUGUCCACAGCUUCAAAGUUAAAUUUUUCUGAUAGUAAUCAAUCUAUUAAGGAAGGUAUAACUAACCUAUUCUCCAUUGGAAAAAGAAAGUCUAGCUUGGGUAUAGGAGAUGUUACAACUCCAGAAAAACGUAUGCGUACUGAAUCAUCUUCAAACGCAACUUCAGCACCCCCUUCUCCUUGGGAAACCAAACGAUUAAAAAUAGAUCUCAUUGCUGCAAAAGCCCAGAUAACAAAAUUAGAAGCCCGUGUGAACCAUCAACAUACAAUUCGCAAAGAGAUGCAGAUCUUGUUUGAGGAAGAGAAAGCGUCUUUAGUGGAGCAGCACAAACGAGAUGAGAGAGCUCUCUCUGAUAUGGAAGAUCGACUUCAGGUUAUCAGGAGAAGAGAGCAAGAACUAAGAGAUGAGUUUAAUGAGGCCAUCAAAGAGCAACAUGAAGCUAAAGCCAACUGGGAUAGAGAAAAGAAUGAAUUAUUUAAGCAAAUAGCUGAAUUAAAAGAUAAAUUGCUUGAAUCAAAUGUAAGCAGUAAGGAUCAACUUUCAGAGAUGAAAAAAGACAUGGAUGAAUUAUUACAGGCUUUAGAAGGUGCUCAGUCAGAAGUAGAAAUAUUGAAGAAAGAAGUUACAAAACAAACUUCUCGUGCUGAGCAGUGUGUUAGUCUGAAAAAUCAACUUGAGAAACAAACCUUUGAGUUACAGCAAGUCACCAGCAAACUCAAAGAGUUGGAGUAUGAAAGAGACUCAUAUAAAGAUUGGCAACAACAGGCUAAGACUGCUCAGAAAAGGCUUUCAAACAUGGCUGAGCUAGAAAAGGAAGUUGUCCGUCUUCGGGCAACAGAGCGCUCGCUCCGCGAUGCAGUUUGCAACAAGUUGUUACUGGAAGAGCAAGUUCACCAGCUCAACUCCAGGCUUGAAGUUCUGCAGCCAGUCCAACAGGAGUUGCAUGAAGCUAAAGUUAAGAUUGCUUCGCUGGAAGCUUCACUAGAAGAAUGGAAGAGUUCAGCCAGGAACCACGGUGUAGAAAGCGCAAGAGCUUUGUCUUCGGCCCUUGAAUCUGCUUUGACGAGCCAAUUGGCUGCUACUGCAGGAUGUUCUCAAGCGCAGUCACAGCUUGCACAAAUUACUGAGGAAAUAGCCACUGUUAAAUAUGAACGUGACAAGGCUGCGGCGAAGCUCAACGACUUGCUAACCGUGCGCAAGAAUCAAGAGAGCCUCAUCCAUAGAUUGCAGAAGCGGCUACUGCUCGUGUCGAGAGAGAGAGACAGCUAUAGACAACAGCUGGAUUGCUACGAGAAGGAGUUGUCGGUCACCUUAUGCGGUGAAUCUGGGGCGGGCAGUGCUGCAUUACUCUCGGCUAGGGUGGAACAAUUGGAAAAGGCUUUGCAGGGAUACCGCGAUUUAGUGGCAACUCAUGAUCAUACUACGCACACUAAACUGGUUGACACCCUUCGGGCCGAAGUAACAAAAUGGCGCGAAGAGGCCGAAUCGCUUCGUCGCGAUGUACAGAAGUUGCGCGCUCAAAGGGACAACUUGCAGGUGCAUAUGGAACGACUCGACACAGCGCCUAAGACUAAGGUCCUCCAUUUGACCGAUAAUCCCGCGGCCGUUGCUCAAAAGCAGGUGCAACAGGAUUUAGAAGCGGCUCAGGAAGAGAUAAAAAGGCUGAAAGCAGCAUUACGCGAAGGCGGAUCGCGCGAUGUCUCAGAGGAAACUCAGAAGUUGCGGCAACAGCUCGAGAGUAGAGACAUCAAGCUGAAAAGAAUGAAAGAAGAGUUUACGUCUUCAGCACAGGAAUACAGAGAUGUUUGUUACAUGCUGCUAGGAUAUAAAAUUGAUAGAACUGGACAUAAAAAUUAUAGAUUAUCAAACAUGUACGCGGAGUCCGCGGACGAAUAUUUAACAUUCACACUAUGCGACGACGGCAUAGAGAUGGUUCACACCGAAUACUCGGCUUCUUUAGGAGAACUAGUGGAAUUGCAUCUGCAUCAACACCGCUCCAUACCUGUGUUCCUUAGUGCUCUGACAUGUGAUCUGUUUACUCGAACCACUAUGCAACAUGAAGUCGAAGAUUGCUGAGAAGUAAAAAAAAUCUAAGAAACUUUCGUCAGUGAGCGAGCUUCUGCAUCUAUUUACCUUACUCAUGUAUUUGUUUUCAGUGUAAGAGUAGUAUUUGGUCUCGAAUGCACAUGAAAAAUCAUGUUUAACACUCAUUCUAUAUCAAUUUGACUUUAAACAAUUGAAUAAUAUAUAAUAUGAAACGAUCUAUUAAACUCACAGACUUAAUAAACUGAGUGUAUUUUUUUUCUGCUUGCUUUUACCCAUGCUUUUAAACCUCUUUGAAAGAUUCUGAAACAGUUAGAUUAUUGCCAACAUUUAAAUAUCCCAAGUCCGAAUAACCAUAAUAUUAAAAGGAAAGGAAAUGUCAUAAAUUUCACUCCUUUGCUUUUUCGAUCCCUUCCGCGCAAAGGGUUUACUCAUCAGACAGCCACAUUUUUACUGUUCUAUGGUACAGAUAUCUAUCUGAAAUCAUUUUUAAAAAAGGUCAUUUUCAUUCACCACAGCGCCGAAACUUUUCAUGAAUUUUAAAUUCUUAGAACGCUCCAUGGUCUCAGAAUCUUAUAGAGGAUUCAUAAUCAUAGGCGAAGAUAAAGUCUUGUACCUAUGCAACUGUUUAUAAUUAGUUAAUAAAGCACUAUUGCGUUUUAAACAUGCACGCCACGCAGUGAGUGUUCCGAUAAAAACUGUGCAAAUGACACCAGAUCCACACUUGAUAAGUGUCCCUUUAAACUAAAAAAAAUACGCACAAGCGUCUUUUAUGCGUAAUUUUUAAACAAUAGUGUUUUGACCGCGCUUUGUUUACAACGCCACGCAGUGACAGUGUUCGGAUAAAAACUGUGCAAUUGACACCAGAUCCAAAGGACAUUGCUCGUUCCCCAUACAUUGAAUGCCCUAUAACGCCCAGCAAUGAGAAAAUGCUAGUUGUGUUCGGAAUCAUUCAUAAACUCUAAUUAAGCAUUUGUUGAGAUACGGACAACUUGAGGAACCGUGGCCUACUACAGAAUGUAUUAGAUUUUGAGGUUAUGAUUAUUAUACUUAAUCGUAAAAGAUGUACACUUUAUAUAUUCUGAAUAGAUUUAGUUUUUACCUCUAUGUAAGCACUGAAAUAAUAUGCAUUAAAUGAACAUAAAAUGCAAUUAAUAAUAAAAAUAAUAAAUGCUUAUAUUCAUAUUGAUUUAUGAGUGUUGUCAGUUGGCACCUAUGAUAAUAGAUUUCUUUUCAAAUGAAAUGUUCAGUCUUUCCAUUUACCUGUUUCUAUAUUUUACUAUCGGUAAUUAGGUAUGUACCUGGUUAUCAAUAUGAUUUUCAUAAAAAUAAACAGAUAUUACAUGGGAUGGGAGUAUAAACUAUAUUUACAUAAUUUCAGAAAUAAUCUUUUUAUAAAUAUAAUAUAAAUACUAGUAAUAACUAUUAUUGACUAAGGUACCUAGUUCUAUUUUUAUGUUGAUAAAUACCUAUGGUCGCCUAUAUUGCAUUCAUUAAGGUAAACAAUCUUGACACAACUUCUUAACAGAAUCACCCGUUUAAUAAUAAAAUAUUAACGAAGCCAAUAAACUAUUAAAAUAAAUCGUCAUUAUAGACUGAAACCUAUUGAAUCUAGUUAUCAGUUGAUUUUUAAUGCUGUAUUUUCAAUAAAAAGGAGUGCCAAGUUGGAUGAACAGACUGUAGUAUCUAGUAACAGAACUUUUAUUUUUUAUUUUCUUAAACAGAUUGUCCGUUUACAAUGAUUAAUUGCUAAUAAGUUAAAAAAAUCAUUAAAAAAAAUAAUAGUGAAGGACAUUCUUUUGGGCAUGCUAGGGCCGAUUUCGUCGAUGUCCUUUGAUAAAUGUCCCUUUAAACUAAAAAAAUACGCACAAGUGUCCUUUGUGCGUAAUUUUUAAACAAUAGUGUUUCGACCGCGCUUUGUUUACAACGCCACGCAGUCACAGUGUUCGGAUAAGAACUGUGCAAUUGACUCCAGAUCCACACUUGAUAAGUGUCCCUUAAAACUGACAAAAUUACGCAACUAUCUUGGCGUUUUCUAUCGUAUUGCCAAUUAAUAACAUUUUAAUAGCCACAACAAGAUAUCUCUUCCCGUGUGCGCCCCCUGCGUCACGUGAUCGUUUAUGUCUCUUUCGCACCGUAAUCAAACUCUCUCGCUCAUAUGCGAUUGACAGUGAAUCUUACAGCCACGACAUAACGUGUUAAUUUAAACAAAUGUAUUAAUUUAGGCGAUUGGGAGUCAACUUGUUUUCUACACAUCAAUGCUAUUACUU